Aspergillus saccharolyticus JOP 1030-1 is the source of this 345-nucleotide messenger RNA. RefSeq lists its product as uncharacterized. The record is from RefSeq and is a predicted model, not a curated record. The transcript has a single exon. NCBI's taxonomy places the organism in Eukaryota, Fungi, Ascomycota, Eurotiomycetes, Eurotiales, Aspergillaceae. The annotation marks the transcript as partial.
AAUUCUUUCUCUAAGAGGGCUAGAGCUCUAAUUACUUCUAAAAUAAGAUAUCUAUUAAUUAAUUUAGACUUGCUACUAUUUAUUUGGCCUAAAACUAUGGAAAUAGCCAUAUAUAUUCUAAAUAGGAUGCUAAAUAAACAACUUAAUUGGGAAACUCCCUAUAGAACUGUAUGGAAAAGCCUUCUACAACAACCCUUAUGGUUACCAGAGAAACCAGACCUUUCCUAUUUAAGGAAGUAUAGAUCACAUGUCUACACCUGGAUUAGUAAUCUACUAAAAGGGGAUAAACUAGGGCUUAGAGCCCUUAUUGGAUUCCUUGUUGGAUAUAGAGCUUUAAAUAUCUAG